Messenger RNA from Ctenocephalides felis (cat flea), 636 nucleotides. Its product is annotated as serine/arginine repetitive matrix protein 1-like. Lineage: Eukaryota; Metazoa; Arthropoda; Insecta; Siphonaptera; Pulicidae. The transcript has 3 exons. Bases 1 to 636 code for a protein of 211 amino acids. The record is from RefSeq and is a predicted model, not a curated record.
AUGAACAAGCGUUACAAACAACCUAUGAUGGAGGCUCUUUUUUCCGCUAUCAAUUUACUGGGCGAUCCAAAAGGAGCCCGAUGGAAAGACGUCCUACGAGUUAUGUCAUCCGCCAACAAGAGCGAAGCAGUCUUAGGACAACUCAAGAAAACAGUAUACAAGGGCGUGGAAUUGGGAUACCUCGAACUUUCUAAAGAAAAUCGAAUUCGUCUCACUGACAAGGUCCUAACACGUGGGUACCUUUUGGAACCGGAGAUGGUGCUGGCGGGCAGAGCGAGGCGCGCCCAAAAAAACAUUAAAAGGCGAAAGUCACGGAGGAGUCCAAAACGAAGGCCAAAGCGCGGGUCAAAGGCACCAAAACGCAGGCCAAAGCGCCGGGCAAAAUCAUCACAACGUAAAGGGAGAGGGCGUAGACGUGGACGCUUAUCGCGACGUGCCGGCUCAAUACCGGCCAAAAAGUAUUACGACUUAGUUGGUGACACGUCGAACAAAUCACGGUCGACAUCCCCGACUUCCUCUACCCCAUCAUCAAGCGUACUGUCAGAAACUCCAUCGAGAACACCAUCUGAAACAAGUUCAAGCACUCUAUCCCAGACACCUUCACGGUGUCCAUUUUGCGAUUACAAAUUUGAUUAA